CGCGGAGGCCUGAGCCACAGUGCACCUGAGACCUUCACUCAACUCUCAAUAUGAAGACAGUAGCUCUGGUGCUCUCGGUGGCGGUGGUGGCGUGGGCGGCUCCUCAGGACAGCUACAACUACCAGGCGCCGGCCGUGCAACAGCCUCAGUACCCCGACGCUCCCGCCCUGUACAACUUCCAGUGGGACAUCAACGACGAUUACUCAGGCAACUUUUACGGUCACCAGGAGCAGAGAGACGGAGACAACACCCAGGGCAGUUACUACGUGAGGCUGCCUGACACUCGCCUCAUGAAGGUUCAGUACUAUGUCGAUGACAACGGCUUCCACCCUAUUGUUACCUUCGAGGGUGAGGCCCAGUACCCCAGCGCCCCUUCUAGGGUCUACUCACAGCCCGCACCAGCCCCCCAACAGACGUACCAGCAACCAGCCCCCCAGCAGACGUACCAGCAACCAGCCCCCCAGCAGACGUACCAGCAGCCCGGACCAACUCCCUCACAAUUCUACUCUCAGCCAGGAAAAUAACUUUCGUAAAUGGCACUUCAGGUUCAAUACUGUUGUCUCGUUGUCUCGUGUUAUGUGUUGUGUGUCAACUACGUCUAAUGUUUAGUGACAAAUAAGAAUGGUGCGUCGGGAAUAAUUUCUGGCACCAUUAUAUUUGUAGAUCUAUAUUCUGUAUACAUACGAGUACUUUUAUAUAAAUAUAUUUUUAUACGAAGAUUUUGAAAGUUUUAAUAAAAUAAUGCAAAAUA
Messenger RNA from Homarus americanus (American lobster), 751 nucleotides. RefSeq names its product cuticle protein 19-like. Bases 51 to 524 code for a protein of 157 amino acids. The transcript is spliced from 3 exons. The record is from RefSeq and is a predicted model, not a curated record. Lineage: Eukaryota; Metazoa; Arthropoda; Malacostraca; Decapoda; Nephropidae. Gene Ontology annotation, cellular component: extracellular matrix.